Messenger RNA from Cryptotermes secundus, 2224 nucleotides. Its product is annotated as zinc finger protein 239-like. The coding region runs from base 1067 to 2041 and encodes 324 amino acids. Gene Ontology annotation, biological process: central nervous system development; regulation of transcription by RNA polymerase II. Gene Ontology annotation, molecular function: RNA polymerase II cis-regulatory region sequence-specific DNA binding; DNA-binding transcription factor activity, RNA polymerase II-specific. The transcript has 5 exons. NCBI's taxonomy places the organism in Eukaryota, Metazoa, Arthropoda, Insecta, Blattodea, Kalotermitidae. Gene Ontology annotation, cellular component: nucleus. The record is from RefSeq and is a predicted model, not a curated record.
UCUGAAAUUAAGUUAUUGUGGGCCAUGCGCAACUCGCAGACCUUAUAUUACAAACUUUUACUCCCACUAUUAUCCCAAGCCCUAUGGAUGCAUCGUCUUUCGAUUGGUGUGCGUAUUAUUACAAGCAUGGCCUCUUCGAUAAUAAGAAGUCAUGGAAGAAGAUAUUGAUAAUUUUUCUCUAAGCCUUAGGUUUUGUGGCCCAUGUUUCCAAAUGGGCUUCGUAUUUUUGAUGUUGUGUUUUUUAAAUUGAGCGGGGAUGAACCGGAAAGAGUACUUGGCGAAGGGAGAGCGAGAAAUUAAUAAUAUACGCCAGUUUCGGUGGAGACAGGAAAGGGAAUAUUUGUGGAACUAUGGAACAUUUAAUUGGUUUAAAGUACCAGAUUACGGUAUAACAACCCUAAUUAAAGUGCACAUGGAGUGGAAGUUUUUAAUUUGAGAUGUGGAAAACCGUAGAAUUGUAUAAAUUCAAGGUUAUGUACGUAAAUGUUUUAUGAUUGACAUUUGUGAUGGUAGAUUUUGAGAGGGCUGAUUAAGACGUCUGGCAUGCUUUCAUCGUUUAAAUGGCUCACAUUUUUAUCCCAUCGUGUCAUCUGUCAGUGGCAGGUUUCAAGAACCCACUGGUAAUGUACAGAUCAUGUUAGAUUAAACAGUGUGGGAUGUGGCGUUGGUCUUAUGUGGAACUGUGUGCUAGAAUGAAGUUUGUUUGUACAAUUCAUUCUACAAGCACCACUGGUACUAAGUGUGUGUAGUAUACAUAAACAUUGAAAGAUUUCUUCUGCUAUAAUCUUGGCCUCACCUCUAUAGUCACCUUUUUCAAUAUGUUCCUGAUCUAACCCUCCAGCUUCCGAUUAUGAUUUCUUAAAUUUUUAUUACUCAUAGUCAUCAACUUGCCUGGAACAUCAAUUAUCUGUACUGAGAUUGUUCAUAUCUUUCCUCAGUUCAUCCAGGCAAAUGCUGGGAUAGUACCUCGAUUAGACCACAACUGCUUUCUUCCGAGUCCUUUCAAGACAUUAUUCAUUAAUGGUUCCUAAUGCCUCUUUGCUGUAGAUACCUAUGAAAGUGAAACAUGAAUAUUGUUAAAAUGGAACAUGAUUCAGAUAGUGAGUCAUAUUCCACAUCUUCACAGAAUGAAGAAAAUGUCAGUGGCUCAAAAAGUGAUGAAGUUCCUGUCCUCUUAGUCGCAGAGCAUGAAGUGGAUGUGAUAAAAGUGGAACCAGAUAUUGCUACUGAUGCUUGUUCAAUUUAUUCCUUCAAUGAAAGUGAGUCAUUUGAUGAUAUGAAACAGGAGGAACCCUCAGUGAAAGUGUUUCCAGUGAAGAAGAGGAAGCGUAAGCUAGGUAAUAAAACAGCACGUGGAAAGGGACGCCCGUACUGUUGUGAAAUCUGUAAGAAAAUCUUUUCUCAACCUGCCACUCUAAAAAGACAUCAGCGGGUGCAUAGUGGUGAAGGAUUAUUUACAUGUGAUGUGUGUAAGAAGUUAUUCAACCAACGAAGUCAUCUCACAACACACAUACUUGUUCACACUGGAGAGAAACCAUAUUUAUGUCAUAUUUGUGAGAGGUCAUUCAGUCGACAGACCAAUCUGAGGGUACAUGAACGGAUACACAUUGGGGAAAGAUUGUACCCUUGUGAUAUUUGUGACAAGUCUUUCAUGCGGUCAGGUGAUCUCAAGAUUCAUCGACGUGUACAUACGGGGGAACGUCCAUAUUUUUGUGAUGUGUGUGAAAGAACUUUUACACAGAGUGGUGCUCUUACGGAUCAUAGACGAGUCCACACUGGGGAACGACCUUACUUGUGUGAAAUGUGUAAUAAAUCAUUCAAGAGGUCAAGUAAUCUUAGGCAGCACCAGCGUAUUCAUAGUGGUGAACGCCCAUACUCAUGUGAUAUUUGUAAGAAGUUUUAUCGUGAGGCUAGUAAGCUGAAGAAUCAUCUGUUACGUAAACAUAAUGAGAAGUCACCAUUUUCCUGUGAAGUCUGUCACAAAUCCUUCUGUCAUCUGGGUCGUUUGAAGACACAUCAGAAUUCACACAGAGUUGACUGACUUAUGGAAUACUUGUAAGGAAUACACAGUUUGAAUGUUAUGUAGCCUAGUAGAUCAUCACAGAGGUUUUAGAGGGACUUGCUGCCAUCUUUGGUUUAGAAUGGUAAGCCAAGAAUGAAGAGAGUGCUGUGGAUAUAGGGAAAGGGGAAACUGUGACUCUGACCCUAAUCAAACCAAGGAGAA